Molecule: messenger RNA, 525 nt
Organism: Filobasidium floriforme
Lineage: Eukaryota; Fungi; Basidiomycota; Tremellomycetes; Filobasidiales; Filobasidiaceae
Exons: 7
Coding region: 1-525 (174 amino acids)
Source: RefSeq, a predicted model, not a curated record
AUGCCGCUUGCUGAUGCCGAGGCGUGGCUUGCUAGCAGACAGCAACUGACUGCAUAUAUAUACACUUUAGCAAGGAUGUCUCUGAGUGGAUUGGAAGAUUUCAGGUGGUCUUGCCAGCAAAGUCAUGGUGGUGACUGUUGUGAAGUAACAAUUAGAUCCACCAAGGUUGGUUACUUGAUGUACCUAGGCAAUAGUAAUGCAUGCCAAUCUUCAACAGUGACGCUAAUGGGCAGCAUUCUGGCUGCUUUCAAGAGAAUGACCUAUGCAGCAGCCAACCCACAUAAGGAUGAGGGUAACUCACAAGUAUCUAUCAAAGAGGUGCUAUAUAUGCGUUUAGUUAACAAGUUGAGGGACAACUUUGCACCAGCUACAGAGACACUCUAUCCUUUGAGUUUUGAAGCAGCUUUUGACCAGAGGUACCAAAGCAGGGAGCAAAGAAUAAUUACGGUAGAGCAUAAGGAUGGUCAUGGCAAAGCAUAUGGGCAAGACAGGGACGGCAGGGAUGGUGUGUGUAUGCCUGCUUAG